AAGAAAAACCAAAAGAAUGAGUUAAUAAGAAAAAAUCGCAAACUUCAUAAAAAUUAAUUGUGUUUAUCAAAUUUUGAUUGGCUAAAAACUAAGAGGAAUAGUUCAUCACAAAAAUUAUACAUUUAUAAUUAAAAGAUAAUAAAUUUUAUUAAUAUGUUUGAAAACUCUAAAACAUAAAUCAUUUUAAAACAAAUGAAGUAUCAGAAACCUAUUUCAUUCAAGAAUGGUUCACAAAAUAUUUUGCAUGAGUUUGAUUUUAUUUUAGUGGUUUAAACUUAAUAAAACAUUUUUACUUUAGACUUUUUCUUUGUCCCUCCAUUUCUGCCGCCGAAAAGAUACAAACUCCUUUCUCUUCUAUCCAAUGAACCAAUCCAUUAAAAUUCUUUUGAGUUCCUAUAUAAAUAUGUCAAUCUUAGCACUUCAUUAUAGAAAUCACUAUUUACGUAAAAAAUCCAUAACAAUGAAAUUUUCAUAUUCUCUAUCCAAACGAUUUUCUUUGCCUAUUUUGAUCCUACAAUUCCUCAUCAUACAUAGUGUUUCAUCAUUAAACCUUACCAAUGAGUAUCUCAACCACAAAUGCUUCCUUAAUCAAGGGAAAUAUAAGUCUGGAAGUCAAUACGAGGAAAACCUCAACUGGAUCUUCGAUGAUAUCCGUACAAGUCCUUAUGCUUUAACCGGUUUCUCACACUUAAGUGUUGAAAAAACACCAGCCGAUUUUGUUGCUGUCACUUCCCAGUGUCGUGGUGACAUUUAUGAGUCUAAAUGCCGUACAUGCAUUGAUACCGUAAUUUCAGGGUUUCGUAAGAGAUGUCCGAGUAACAAAGGAGGAAUAAUAUGGUACGAUCAAUGUCUUCUCUAUAUUAAUACGAUCAAAGAAAAAGAUCCAGCCCCGACUAAUUACAAGAAUAUUUUUUCUAUGCACAACCCAAAUAAUGUGAGAGGGGAUGCAAAACUGUUCGCCAUGAGGGUGAUGGAUUUUUUCUCUGAGCUAACACUUAAAGUCAAGAAAACCACCAAGUAUAGCCUCAUAUUUUACGCGGCAGGGGAAAAGAAGCUCGGAAAAAAUAAAUUAUAUGCAAUGGUGCAAUGUUUACAACUAACAAUGGAUUGCAAAGGUUGUUUGACUUGGAGUAUCUUAAAGCUUUUCGAAAACAACGAGAUUAAACAAGGAGCGCGAGUUUUGGGUACGGACUGUGAUUUAAGGUAUGAGCUAUACCCUUUCCUUAGGAGUUAAGCAUUUUAAGUUAUAUUUUUUUUUUUUUUGCUGAAAUGUAAUAUCCAUUU
Messenger RNA from Brassica napus (rape), 1284 nucleotides. Its product is annotated as putative cysteine-rich repeat secretory protein 37. Lineage: Eukaryota; Viridiplantae; Streptophyta; Magnoliopsida; Brassicales; Brassicaceae. The transcript is spliced from 2 exons. Bases 362 to 1234 code for a protein of 290 amino acids. The record is from RefSeq and is a predicted model, not a curated record.